AUGGCUGCAUCCGAGCCACCAGAACCACCACCGCGUAAUCCGGAACGCAUUAAUGCCACACUACACAAGUUGGCCGAAUCAAAAAAUAUCAAGUCAUUAGAUUCCAGUGCACUCAAUGACAAAACCGUCAAUAAUAAUAAACCUUUGAAAACGAUAUUGUCAUUGGAUAAUACAACAACAACAGCAGCAGCGGCAGUAGCAGGAAACGCGCAAACAGUGGCUGUGGCAGCCACAACGAUAGUAACAAGUACGACAACGACAGCUGGCGCGGCAUUCAUUGCAACAACAUCUGUGGCAUCUUCAACGACAACUACAACUACGGUUGGUGAAACAAACAAAUUUGCUGCCAGCUCCAAUAACGCCCAAUCACCCUCAUCGGCCACAGCAGCCGCCUCAGCACUUUUCUAUAAUAAACAUAAAAAUCAGCAACAAAAGCAACAGCAGCAGCAACAACAACAACAGCCACCACCACACAAUGAUUUAACACCGAGUGGUGAAAGUAUCACAUCGCCUUUAAGCUCAAAUGGUAGCAGCCAUACUCUAACAUCACCAAUGACUAUUGAUAAUCAGCAGCAACAACAACAACAGCAGCAACAUCGUCUCAAUUUCCCCUAUCCUCCUGCGAAAGGUAAUAAUAGCAGCAGCAAUAAUAGCAACAGUUGUGGUGGUGGUGGUACAGAUACCACUACAGCUAUACCACACCAUAUGACCCAACAAUUGAAUGGUGGCAGCCAGCGUAGUGGCGUUGGUGGCCUUCUAAACGAACAACAACAGCAGCAGCAACAACAACAGAAUCAUCAUCUAGCCAAUGGCAGUACCAGUAGUGGAGGUAGUGUCAGUGCCGGUUCUGCAUCAUCGACCAACAGCAAUCACAGUAACACAAGUCUGAAUGCUGCCAACGUUUACAAUUCCAAUAACAUUAACAGCAACAAUUCACCAGCGUCGGGAUCAAAUAUUCAUCCAACAUUAGAUUAG
Musca vetustissima is the source of this 975-nucleotide messenger RNA. RefSeq names its product dual specificity protein kinase splA-like. The transcript is spliced from 3 exons. Lineage: Eukaryota; Metazoa; Arthropoda; Insecta; Diptera; Muscidae. Bases 1 to 975 code for a protein of 324 amino acids. The record is from RefSeq and is a predicted model, not a curated record.